CAGGCAGUAAUCGGGCAGCUAUCACGCCGUACGUUCAUAGACGUAAAUGUUAUCGUUUGCGGCGACCGAGGUCCUCAGACGAAAACACAGAUCCUGAAUGCUUUUGUAGUUAGGAAUCAGUAGUGUUAACAGCGAAUGGUAACGUUAUAAUGUAGCUCUAAAUAAACGGAACUGUACGUGUAGCUUUUGUUGCGUGGGAUAAUCAGUUUCGCCCACUCAUUGCUAUGACAUCGCCGGUUAAAUAAAAAAUUUGAGGACCCGCAGGCCAGUGACAGACAGACCCAGGCCUGCAGAAGUUGAGCAAACUCGUCUGGAUCUGCGCGAGUCGGGUAAAUAAGGAGUCCUUUCCCCAUGGAGCGGAUAAACCGGAGAUAAGGAAAGAGAAAAAUCUUAUUUUUACUCGACCGUUAGCAGCUUACCAGAGGCUCAUGGGAGACACAGACGUGGCGCUGCCCCCCGCCCGGAUGGAGGAGCUCCAGCUCAGCCCUUCCUCCUCCUUCUCCUCCACCUCCUCCUCCUCGGCCUUCGCCUGCACCUCCUCCUGCCCCUCCUCGCCCUCCUCCUCCUCCUCCACCUCCUCCUCGGUGCACCUGCACCCCCCGAGCAGUCCCUGCAGCAGCUCCAGCAGCCGGGCCAGCAGCCUGAGCGGGACGGAGGGCCCCCGGGGGCCCAGCCCGCCCCUGGGCGUCAUUUCGGAGGGCGAGGCGGAGCCGGGCCCCCUCAUCGACCCCGAGGUGGCCAAGGCCGCCUGCCGGGAGGUCCUGGAGAAGGUCAUGCUCCGGGAGGGGGAGGAGCCCACGCUGCCCAACGGCUCCGCCCACCACCACCACCACCACCACGAGGAGGGCGGGGUCGCGGGCGGGGCCGGGAUGCCGCCCCGCAUCCGGGAGGAGGACGAGGAGGAGGCGCCGGCGGGGGCGGGGGCGGGGCGGGGCGUCCGGCAGGAGCAGAGGGACUCCAGGGCCUCCAAGCAGUCGUGGCUCCUGCGCCUCUUCGAGUCCAAGCUCUUCGACGUCUCCAUGGCGAUCUCCUACCUGUACAAGUCCAAGGAGCCGGGCGUGCAGGCCUACAUCGGCAACCGGCUCUUCAGCUUCGCCGACGGGGACGUGGACUUCUACCUGCCGCAGCUGCUCAACAUGUACGUGCACAUGGACGAGGACGUGGGCGAUGCCAUCCGGCCCUACGUGGUGCAGCGCUGCCGGGGGGGCGUGGCCUUCUCGCUGCAGUGCGCCUGGCUGCUGGGGGCCUACUCGUCCGACAUGCACAUCUCCGCCCAGCGCCACUCCCGCGGCACCCGCCUGCGCCGCCUCAUCCUGUCCGAGGAGCUGCAGCCGGGCGCCCCGCCUGAGCCCGGCCCCGGCCUGUCCCCCUCCCGCCGCCCCACGCACCAGCGCUCCAAGUCGGACGCGGCCGUCGCCGCCAGCCCCGCCGGCGGGCUCAAGAGGACCGCCAGCAACCCCAAGGUGGAGAGCAGCCCGGACGAGGAGUCCAGCGACUGCAUCGAGAACCUCGAAUCGGAGUCAGAGAGUGGUGCACCCGUGCGCCUGGCGCCCCAGCGGGAGUUUGUGAAGUCCCUGAUGGGCAUUGGGAAGAGGCUGGCCACGCUGCCCACCAAGGAGCAGAAGACCCAGCGGCUCAUCUCCGAGCUCUCGCUGCUCAACCACAAGCUGCCCGGCCGCGUCUGGCUGCCCACCGCCGCCUUCCACCACCACGUGGUGCGCGUGCCGCACACGCAGGGCGUGGUGCUCAACUCCAAGGACAAGGCCCCGUACCUGAUCUACGUGGAGGUGCUGGAGUGCGAGAGCUUCGAGGCGUCCAGCGUUCCGGCGCGCAUCCCCGAGACGCGCAUCCGCUGCACGCGCUCGGCAGAGAACCUUCCGGACUGCGGCGUCACGCCCGAGCAGCGCGCCGCCAGCUUCUCCACCGUGCCCAACUACGACAACGACGACGAGGCCUGGUCCGUCGACGACAUCAGCGAGCUGCAGGUGGAGCUCCCGGAGAUCCACACCAGUAGCAGUGACAACAUCUCCCAGUUCUCUGUGGACAGCGUCACCAGCCAGGAGAGCAAGGAGCCGGUCUUCAUCGCCGCCGGCGACAUCAGGAGGCGUCUCUCUGAGAAUCUGGCUCAUACCCCCACCACGUUUCGGAGAGACCCGGAGGACCCCUCUGCCGUGGCUCUAAAGGAGCCCUGGGAGGAGAAGGUCCGGCGGAUAAGGGAGGGCUCUCCGUACGGCCACCUCCCAAACUGGCACCUGCUUUCCGUCAUCGUCAAGUGCGGGGACGACCUGCGGCAGGAGCUGCUGGCCUUCCAGGUGCUCAGCCAGCUGCAGUCGAUUUGGGAGCAGGAGCGGGUGCCGCUGUGGAUCAAGCCCUACAAGAUCCUGGUGCUGUCGUCGGACAGCGGGAUGAUCGAGCCGGUGGUGAACGCCGUGUCGCUGCACCAGGUGAAGAAGCAGAGCCAGCUGCCGCUGCUGGACUACUUCCUGCAGGAGCACGGCGGCCGCACCAGCGAGCAGUUCCUCAGCGCCCAGCGCGGCUUCGUCCAGAGCUGCGCCGGCUACUCGCUCAUCUGCUACCUGCUGCAGGUCAAGGACAGGCACAAUGGGAACAUCCUGCUGGACUCUGAAGGCCACAUCCUGCACAUCGACUUCGGCUUCAUCCUGUCCAGCUCGCCCCGGAACCUGGGUUUCGAGACGUCCGCCUUCAAGCUCACCAGCGAGUUUGUGGACGUAAUGGGCGGGCUGGAUGGGGACAUGUUUAACUACUAUAAGAUGUUGAUGCUGCAGGGCCUGAUUGCAGCACGGAAGCACAUGGAGAAGGUUGUGCAGAUCGUGGAGAUCAUGCAGCAAGGUUCCCACCUGCCCUGUUUCCAUGGCUCCAGCACAAUCCGGAACCUGAAGGAGCGCUUCCAUAUGAACCACACCGAGGAGCAGCUGCAGGUUCUGGUGGAUCAGAUGGUGGACGGGUCCAUGCGCUCCAUCACCACCAAGCUGUACGACGGCUACCAGUACAUCACCAACGGCAUCCUGUGAAAACACACACACACACACACACACACACACGUGCCACCAACGGCAUCCUGUGAAAACACACACACACACACGUGCCACCAACGGCAUCCUGUGAAAACACACACAUGCACACACGCACGCACACACACACACGCAACUGUACCAACUCCAGACAUAACAAGACUGCAAGAGGCCACGCCUCCUCACUUCACCGCCUGUCACUGUGUGUGAAGCCCCUCCCACUCUGAGUGAUGUAAUUAGGCCCCGUCCCUCUCAGGGGUGCCCUGGAUCCAUGGACCCUCAUGACCGUUUUGCUCUGCCCAGCCUGCUGCUCGUCGUAUGGGAGAUUAUAAAGGAGCUCAUUGGCUGAGCUGUCCUGCCUGUAUGUGACACAGAGCGCCUCUCGAACCCGCUCCACCCGCCACUGCAUCUCUGUUCUUCCAUCAUGAGCCACUAUGUGAACUAUCCCUUCGUUUUCGUUGUUUGUGCACUCGUUUACCUCAUUUAUGCCCGCCCCUCUGCCCACACACUGCAGCUUCUCAGGGGGCGGGGCCACUGUGAGCCCCGCCCACCAGGAAGGCAAAGAGACGAAUCAGUGCUGCUGUUGCUGAUGCAGGUUCCCCUAAAGUCACCCGAAACCCCGGACAAGGGCUCGGAAGUGGAACAGUGACCCUGGAGCAGGGAACAGAAGACGCUACGUCAACACUAAUAUCUCCCUGUUAAGACCGCACGUGUCACCCACUCCCCCGAAAGGCAGGUGUGCCUAAAUGAAGUACACUUUUUAGUUUAAGUAGCAAAGGUUUUUAAAUUCCAUCUUCCUACUAUAACAGUGUUUUUACAGCUUUCUGCGAUGCGAACGGUCAACCGCAGAAUGAAGUCUUUAUGUAUGAAGCAAUGAAGCAGGCCCACUGGUAGCGUUCUCAUAGUAAAGGUAAUGUUUUGUUUUUUAAAGUGUACAGCUGCACCUGUUUGGUGUGAAUGUGUGCACUUUAGCUACAGUCGCGAAGGCGGUCUGUUGUGUGGCUUUACCUCUCUGGCCUUGUUAGCAUGAAGCCUUGUUAGCGUGUAGCUGCUGCCGCUACCGUAGCUUUUACCUGCACUGGCUUCUCACCUCCGACCCUUCACCCCAGAGGGUGGUUAGUUGUGCCACACAGAUUUUCUAGGAUAAGCAGAUGGUUCCCCCCCCCCCCGCAUUCUGAUCUCCUGCUCUCUUGACCUCUGGAGGUUCCAGCUGGGAACAGAAGCUUGCCAGGUUUCCCUUCCUCCACUGCAGCUGCGUCGCCCCCUCCCCCCUUCUGAGGGCGCGUCAAAUUGGGAAUUGGAAGCAGAAAACUGAACUUCAGAGGCUAAGAAUGAGGAAACGACCAUCUGGCGGGGUCUGGGAUAUCUGUGGUUGUACUCUGUUGCGCUGGGCUGAAAGUUUAGAAGAUACACACACUUGUGUAGGAGGUGCGGACAGGAGAGUAACUCCUGGAUAACUGGUCACCCGUUCACACUACACUUGCCAUAGGCCAUAGGCUCGACCAGUGGAGACCAGGGUACACAGGUUUUCAUUCCAGCCAGGCACUUCUCCGGCUGAUUAGCGAGAGUUCACUAACUGCCCCUGCUGAACGAGCUAGAGCCUCUCUCCUCUGUCUGAAGGUGUGUUCAUCAGUGAAGUCCGCAGGCGCAGCGAUUGGUCGGAGUGAAGACCUGCAUACCCUUGGCCCUCCAUGGCGCGUGAUUGGGCGUCUGCUGCAGUGGGAAAUGGUUGCAGACAAUCCCUUCUGAUAAUCAAACGAAAUUGGGGAGGGGACUCAUAACACUUGUAACUUUUAAUGAAAAAAAAACAAUACUAAGCCCCUCGGCCUUUUCCCAAUAGUACAUGUUUUUUGUGUGUGACGGAGGGGUACGAAAGCACAUGGAGAAACGCGUCCGUCAUUUCAAGCAGAAGGUGCUCCUCGGGAAGGGCGGGGCCGAGGAGGGGCGGAGCAGUCUCCCGCACGCCUCCUGGACUGAACGUUUACGGCGACCGCUGCGGUGGCGUCGCGGCGGAGAACGGCGCGCUUUCAGAUCGGCGCCUGACUGAUGAGGUCACGCGUGGAGUUUGAGCAAGCCGAAAGCCUUUAGAACUCCCCUCCCUCUGAGACGCGGACGAACGGCGACCCGCGCAGCCAGUGGAAGUGGGACCGCGGGACGUCGACGUCGACUUUUGAAGCCACUAAAAUGAGGACUGUUAAUGAAGUUAUGUCAAGCGCAGGAUGAUUAAAAAAUAAAAAUAAAAACAUUGUGGAGACUCACAGUAACUGCCUGAGAAAAAUUUUCCGAAGUUCCCUAAUACUUGAAAAAAAUAGGUUAUGUAGCUGUGGUUUUUAGAAUAUAAAAAAAAGGAGACAGGCCAGAGAGCAACGACUAUAACAAGCAAAACAAAACAACGUCUGGCCCUGACAUUUGGAUGCAUCCUUUCUCCCGCUUUUCUUUGAGACGUGGGACUCGCGUGCAUCUGUCCCCGUCGUUUUAUUCGGCGUUCGGAGGAUGGGGAAGGACGACUGUCCGCGCAAACCUUUUUUUCAACCCGCCUUCUCCGCGCACUGGACGGAGCUCGCACGGGACCGGCGUCUCUUCUUGUCGCUUGAAUGGAACUGCCCCGCGUCGCUCGUCCGGACUCUUCCUGUGGACGCUUUGCUCCGCCUCGCCAUUCCAAGCACAACCCCCGUCUCUACGAAGUUCGAACCGGGACGGCCGUCAUCGGCGCGGUCGUCCUGUGGCCGUCUGAAAGCCUCGGCCAGCGAGCCGCUUCUGCGGUUUCCUUUCUUUUUAAACGGCCUUUGUACGCCCUGGGAACGGGGUUUAUUGUUUUACGUAAUUCAGAAUCACUACGCCUGAGAACGUUUUUCUCCAUGAAGUGUCCACUCGCACUUGAAUUUCAGAGGUUUGUUUUUUUUUUUUUUUUUUUUUAAACUGUUGCCGCUGUGCUUCCUUGAAAACGGACUCAAGUUUAAAUUUUAAGUCCAAAAAGAAAAAAGAAAAAAAGCCCCCGUAUUUAAAGUGUCAUGGUUGAUACGGUCUUUCACAUUUCUCUUAUGUUCUGAAUGUGUAACAUCUGGAAAGCUUGUUUUAAUUUGUAACACUUUGAACCGGGCCCUUGUUUCUAGCCUUGUUUUUGUUUCGUCUGUUUAAAAUGGCGGGUGUGUUUGGCGGUUUUAUUGCGACGGUUGAAGGAGGAGGCUGAAGUGUGUUUACAGGCCCUGUUACCCUUGCACUCCCGCCUGAGAAACUCAAAGGUGUUUGACAUAUCGUGUGUUAUCUGUGACUUGCUGACUGGGAGCCAAUCGCAGAGGUCUGCUGUGGAGAGCAGUCUUUUGAUUGGUCCUUACAAGUCAGUGACUGACUGCACACUGUAGCUCCACCCAUUUUAGGGUUCAUGGAACAUGAAGGCCGUGAUCCGAAUCGGCGCACUUGCUUACUAUUGAGUGUAGAAGUUGCACACAAGUUAUAUUCAUCUUGCGUACUCAGUAGUAGGCAAGUGUGCUGAUUCGGACACAGCUCCACAGCCGAAGACUUGCAUCAGGAAGUGAGGGAAGAGGAGGUUGUAAGGAGAAACAGUGGCCAGACCACGUCUGGUCAAGAGGACCAUGUUGAUGAGAUGGUUAAGGACCUAGAACAGGUCCUUAACCAUCUCUCCUUAACCUAGAAGGUUUUUUAAAAAUGAUUAUUGUUAAACAGCUUAGUAUUUUAAGAUCCUUUUCCGAUUACCUUCAGGGUAAAAAAACAUGGAAUGCAAACAGUGAACAGAUUUAUUUCUUUUUUCUGUUCAUUCCUGGAGUGCUUAAAGCAUGGUUGGUUCCGAUUGGCUCAGAAAGCCAUUGGGCACCUAUGGACCAAUCAAAUGAUUUGAUUUAUUUAACUGAAAAAAAGCUCCCUCACUUACCUCAAGGGCAAAUACUGUUAAUAAUGUCAGAACGCCCUUUUUUCUUUUUUUUAAAUCCUGCAUACUUUUAUUUGUUUUUGUUUUUGUUUUUAAAUAUCAGAUCACUAUCUCUUUUUUUAACUGCUAUGUGAAGGACCAGCUCCCACUCUCCUGUCGGAUGAGUUCUCUCUACUUGUGAAUGUUUCCUUUGUAUAAAUAAAUUUAACUUUACUCGUC
Molecule: messenger RNA, 7137 nt
Organism: Anguilla anguilla (European eel)
Lineage: Eukaryota; Metazoa; Chordata; Actinopteri; Anguilliformes; Anguillidae
Product: phosphatidylinositol 4-kinase beta-like
Exons: 13
Coding region: 429-3032 (867 amino acids)
Biological process (GO): phosphatidylinositol-mediated signaling; phosphatidylinositol phosphate biosynthetic process
Cellular component (GO): cytoplasm; membrane
Molecular function (GO): 1-phosphatidylinositol 4-kinase activity
Source: RefSeq, a predicted model, not a curated record